AUGUCUGCUCCUCUUCGUAUCCAGUCCUGGCGGGCAAUCGAGACCCUCCAAAAUGCGACACAGCUCUCGCGCUUCUCAAGAGCCCCCAAUCCCAGAGUCAGCCAGCUCUUCAACCCGAUGACCAAAAGAGCAAUCAGCUACACCACCAAAAACCAGAACAAUCAAUCCACCACUAAGCCCUCCCCCUCACCCUCAUCCUCCGCCACAAAGCCUGCACCCUCAGCUUCAACACCCAUCCCAACAGGCGUCCCCGCAUCCCGCGUCCCAGGCUCAACCCCCAGCCGCGCAACAACCGAAAACAUCUCCAAAACAGGCCUAUCAGACAAACCCCUCGAGCUCGAGAGCCCAGCCGAAGAAAGAAUCGACUGGACGCGCUCCUUCCAUGGUCUAUCCGCCGAACCGUUCCCCAAAAAAGCAGCCGAUAUCCUGCUGGCCGAGACGGAACCGGACGAGGUCGAGAUCAAGCCCGAUGGUAUCCUCUACCUUCCGGAGAUCAAAUACCGACGGAUUCUCAACCGCGCUUUUGGGCCUGGUGGGUGGGGUCUCGUGCCGCGGAGUGAGAGUAUCGUUACGCCGAAGACGGUGACGAGGGAGUAUGCCCUUGUUUGUAAUGGACGCCUCGUCUCCGUCGCCCGCGGUGAACAGGACUACUUCUCCCCGGACGGAAUCCCCACUGCUACGGAAGGCUGUAGAUCGAACGCGCUCGUGCGCUGCUGCAAGGAUCUAGGUAUUGCGAGUGAACUGUGGGACCCGCGCUGGAUCCGCAAGUACAAGGCCAAGUACACGCGCGAGGUAUUUGUUGAGCAUGUGGUUAAUAAGAGGAAGACUAAGAUCUGGAUUCGGAAGGAUGAUCCUGUUGGAUAUCCCUGGAAGGAGACUGGAGGUAAAUAG
This is a messenger RNA of Penicillium expansum, 891 nucleotides long. Its product is annotated as putative mitochondrial genome maintenance protein Mgm101. Gene Ontology annotation, molecular function: single-stranded DNA binding. Gene Ontology annotation, biological process: interstrand cross-link repair; recombinational repair. Lineage: Eukaryota; Fungi; Ascomycota; Eurotiomycetes; Eurotiales; Aspergillaceae. The transcript is spliced from 2 exons. Gene Ontology annotation, cellular component: mitochondrial nucleoid; mitochondrial chromosome. The coding region runs from base 1 to 891 and encodes 296 amino acids. The record is from RefSeq and is a predicted model, not a curated record.